UAUAUCCGCUUGUUCCAGCAUUCAGUUCCUCCACACACACACACACCCCGGCGAACAGAGGGCGCACAGAGUUUUGAGUGCGAGAGGUAGUAAAAGUAGCAAUGGCUUCCUUAUCAGCUGCUCUAAAUUUGUCGACGCCAAGGCCAUCUCAUUCCCCUUCGCCACCCGUUCUGAAGUAUCCCUCUGUGCACAAUUCCUCUUACAGCCCUUCUCGAAGACUCACCCUCUUUCACCUCGGUACCGCUCUCCCCCAGGCACAGUUAUUUGAUGUAAAAGCAUCUCAGUUGUUGAAAGCAGAGGAAAACACAAGCAAGGCUGCCGCAGCUUUAGAGGAAGGUGCGAUGGAGUGGGUAAAAAACGACAACAGAAGGAUGCUCCAUGUCGUCUAUUGUGUUGGGGACUUGGACAAGACCAUAAAAUUCUAUACCGAAUGCUUAGGGAUGAAGUUGUUAAGAAAACGUGAUAUACCAGAGGAGAGAUUUUCAAAUGCUUUUCUUGGAUAUGGACCCGAGGAUUCCCAUUUCGGUGUCGAACUUGCCUACAAUUAUGGAGUUGACAAGUAUGACAUUGGAAAUGGAUUUGGCCAUUUUGGUGUUGCAGUUGACGAUGUUGCUAGAACGGUGGAUCUUGUAAAGGUGAAGGGGGGGAAAGUGAUCAGGGAACCUGCUCCUGUUGCAGAUGGUACUACAAUAAUGGCUACAAUUCAAGAUCGUGAUGGUUAUAAAUUUGAGCUUUUGGAGAGGGGGCCAACUCCCGAGCCCCUGUGCCAGGUGAUGCUUCGAGUUGGUGAUAUUGAACGGUCCAUAAACUUCUAUGAAAAGGCUUUUGGCAUGAAACUUCUCCGCAAAUGGGAUAACCCCAAGUACAAGUACACAAAUGCCAUCCUGGGUUAUGGUCCUGAAGAUAGAAAUGUAGUGCUUAAACUAACAUAUAACUAUGGGGUGACAGAGUACGACAAAGGAAAUGGUUAUGUACAGAUUGCCUUAGGCACAGACGAUGUUUAUAGGAGUGCAGAUGCAAUCAAACUCUUUGGAGGAAAGAUUACACGUGAACCUGGGCCAUUGCCAGGUAUCAACACCAAGAUUACUACUUGCUUGGACCCUGAUGGUUGGAAAUCGGCCUUUGUUGAUAAUAUUGAUUUUUUAAAGGAAUUGGAGUGACUAAAGCUUUAUGAAAGCUGCUAUACCUCUGACCUCCUUAUGGAAUCAUCUUAACAAUUUUGUCUGUAGAAUCUCACUUUCUGCCAAACUUGUAUCUCCAGAACGGCCAGAUGAAAGAACACGUCCUAUUCAAUUUGUUGAAAGAUGACUCUCUUCAUGAAAUGUAGCAGUAGAUAUAAAUGUUUUAUCUUCAUCUCUUGUUGUAAACAUAAAAUAAAUGAAAUAUACACUCCAAAA
Molecule: messenger RNA, 1397 nt
Organism: Carya illinoinensis
Lineage: Eukaryota; Viridiplantae; Streptophyta; Magnoliopsida; Fagales; Juglandaceae
Product: probable lactoylglutathione lyase, chloroplastic
Exons: 9
Coding region: 102-1160 (352 amino acids)
Cellular component (GO): cytoplasm
Molecular function (GO): metal ion binding; lactoylglutathione lyase activity
Source: RefSeq, a predicted model, not a curated record